This is a messenger RNA of Polyodon spathula (Mississippi paddlefish), 2035 nucleotides long. Its product is annotated as protein-tyrosine sulfotransferase 2-like. The transcript has 6 exons. The record is from RefSeq and is a predicted model, not a curated record. Bases 519 to 1643 code for a protein of 374 amino acids. Gene Ontology annotation, biological process: peptidyl-tyrosine sulfation. Gene Ontology annotation, molecular function: protein-tyrosine sulfotransferase activity. Gene Ontology annotation, cellular component: Golgi apparatus. Lineage: Eukaryota; Metazoa; Chordata; Actinopteri; Acipenseriformes; Polyodontidae.
UUCACAGGGCACCUCACCUCACCACUGUGGGCUUUGCGCCUGGCGUCAUCGCGCAGUAAUGAAGCUCCAGCAGCAGCGCCGCCUCUGCGCUUAGCCAGCACGGUAAGGACAGGGUGGUGAGAGAGAGCGCUGCUGGCUUUUCAAAUUCCAACAUUUCAUGCCGUUUCCAGACCGAGAAUUGUGUGUAAACAACCUGAAAGAGACGGCCGUCGAGUGGGAAGACAGAAUAAGCGUUGUUUAUUUCUUUUUAUUUGACACCUCCUAUCUAUUCCGCCACGUGCGCUCUGCUGGAAGUUGUGGCCAUGCUGACGGAGAGACCCAGGAAAGCUGUGUGGUAGAGACUGGACUGUGAGGCAGUGAGCUGGGGAACUGUCCAGAGCACAGUGCACCACCAAGUGGAGGAAUCGCACUGGAAGAGGAGCAGCCGAGAGUAAUGAUCUGCAAUGGUUAGAAGCUCAUCGCUGGCGGUGGGACAUUAGUGUUCAAACUCAAGCGGAGAGCCUUGUGUUUUUUGGAGUAUGCGCCUCUCCACCAGGCGGGUUGCUGUGGCAGCAGGCUGCGUGGCCGGCAUGCUGCUGAUGGCGCACGUGUGCCAGCAGGUCCUGGAGUGCCAGCGGGAGGAGGUGUACAGGAAGGGCUCAGGCGCGGUGAUGCGGCCGGAGCAGGACGGCCUGUCUGUGGUGGACUGGCAGCGCGUGGAGUACCACUACAACAAGGACAUGCCGCUGAUCUUCGUGGGCGGGGUCCCUCGUAGCGGUACCACCCUCAUGCGAGCCAUGCUGGACGCGCACCCUGAGAUCCGCUGCGGGGAGGAGACCCGCAUCAUCCCACGCCUGCUGGCCAUGCGCCAGGCCUGGUCCAAGUCCGAGCGGGAGAAGAUGAGGCUGGACGAGGCGGGAGUGACAGAUCAGGUGCUGGACUCCGCAGUGCAGGCUUUUAUCCUGGAGGUGAUCGCCCGGCACGGAGAGCCGGCCCAGUACCUCUGCAACAAGGACCCCUUCACGCUCAAGUCCUCCCUCUACCUCUCCCAUCUGUUCCCCAACUCCAGGUUCCUGCUGCUGCUCCGCGACGGCCGGGCCUCGGUGCACUCCAUGAUCAGCCGCAAGGUGACCAUCGCCGGCUUCGACCUGAGCAGCUACCGCGACUGCCUAGUCAAGUGGAACAAGGCAGUGGAGGCCAUGUACUCUCAGUGCCUGCAGGUGGGGCCGGCCCGGUGCAAGCCGGUGCACUACGAGCAGCUGGUGCUGCACCCGCGCAGGUCCAUGCAGGAGAUCAUGCGCUUCCUGGAGAUCCGCUGGGACGAGGCCGUGCUGCACCACGAGGACGCCAUCGGCAAGCCUGGCGGAGUCUCCCUCUCCAAGACGGAACGCUCCACGGACCAGGUGAUCAAGCCCGUGAAUCUGGAGGCACUGUCCAAGUGGGUGGGGCACAUUCCCAUGGACGUGAUGAUGGACAUGGCCGAGAUCGCGCCCAUGCUGACCCGGCUUGGGUACGACCCCAACGCCAACCCGCCCAACUAUGGCAGCCCGGACCCUCUCGUGGUCAAUAACACUCAGCGGGUAAUGAAGGGAGAUUUUAAAGCACCGGCCAAUUUAAAAGGACAGCCUCAGGCGAUGCAGAACACAUCCGAGACGCAGCGGUGAAGUGGGGGGAAGCAGGUUUGUACAUAUCCUUUAUAUCUCUUUAGAGUUUGCAAGCCUGUACUAAACCCAAAUCACAAGUGUGCCGUUUCCAUACCUGAUACAUUAGUUUAAGUUCAGGACAGUGCAGUUUCCUGGUAUAGGAUGGCAUUUGUACAGGAGAUCGUGACGGUGUGCCAGGUGCUGUGACUAAAAUACUGAAGACUAAUAGAAUGACAGUCAUGCAUCCCACAAUAUAUUUGCAUUUGCACUGUCAUCAAUGUCCAUUCAGUAUUUUAACUUGCAGUUAUUGUGUUGUACGUUUUACUAAUUGAGGCACAUUACAGAUCAUUUCCUUAAACUGAACCAUAUAGAGAGUUAAAGAUCAGCAGACCCCUCUGUGCGGGCGCCUGUAU